AUGGUGGAGGGGAAACUCUCAGCUCCUGAGCCCCAACAGAAAGACGAGACAGGUACAUAUCUCUCCCUCCUUCAUCUCUCCUUCAUCCCCAAAUCAACCACCACCUGCUGCUUACCCCCCCAGGCCUAGUGUCCCUUUUCAUCCUGCAAAUACUUCUCCUGUUUAGCAGUCACUCCUGUUUAGUAGUCACUCCUGUUUAGCAGUCACCAAUUUCAUGUUGGCCUGAAUGACUCCUCUCCACCUCCUCCUCCAACUCCUCCACCUCCUCUCCACCUCCUCCUCCAACUCCUCCACCUCCUCUCCACCUCCUCCUCCACCUCCUCCACCUCCUCUCCACCUCCUCCUCCAACUCCUCCACCUCCUCUUCACCUCCUCCUCCAACUCCUCCACCUCCUUUUCACAAGAAAAAAACCCCCUUUUUCCCUCCUGUUUUGUCCUUCCUGUAGUCCUUCUAGCCCUCCGCUACACGCCUCUCCUCUUGGGGAGGGAUGGAGGGAGGGAGGAGGGGAGAGAUGAGAGAGAGAGAGAGAGAGAGAGAGAGAGAGAGAGAAGAGAGAGAGAUAGCGAGAGAGGAUAGAUCGUAGAUUAGAUAUCGAUACGACGAUCGCGGAUCGAUAUCUAGCAUCUCGCGAGCCUAGCUCGAGCUCUCUAUCUUCGUCUCUCGCCUAAUCUCGUAUAUAUCUGCAAGAUCUUAGAGAGAUCAAUCAAUUGGGUCUAUUGAUGUGUUUCAGAGUAGUUUUAGCUCACCCUGUGAUGGAUAGGCUAGUCUAGUCCCCUGAUCUCCGCUCUCUCUGAAGGUUUAGGCUACGGCCCAAAUGGCACCCUAUUCUCUAUGUAGUGCACUACUUUAGACCAGAGGCAGAGCCCUAGUAGGCAAUAGGGUUUCAUUUGGGACGCAUCCCUAGAGACAGAUAGCUAGAGUCAGAUAGCCUCAUGCUCUAUCAGUCAUGUUCUAAUGUAGAGGCUGUUCUGAUCUGAUCUCAGUGUAGGGGAGGACACAGAUGGCUUGACAGGUUUAUAAAGGUUUACAUAGAUUUAUAUCUCACUGUUUGGAACUGUUCUAAAAGUGUGUAUCUCCUGUCUCAAGGUUGUGUGUGAGCAUGCAGGUUGUGUGUGAGCAUGCAGGUUGUGUGUUAGCAUGCAGGUUGUGUGUGAGCAUACAGGUUGUGUGUGAGCAUGCAGGUUGUGUGUGAGCAUGCAGGUUGUGUGUGAGCAUGCAGGUUGUGUGAGCAUGCAGGUUGUGUGUGAGCAUGCAGGUUGUGUGAGCAUGCAGGUUGUGUGUGAGCAUGCAGGUUGUGUGUGAGCAUACAGGUUGUGUGUGAGCAUACAGGUUGUGUGUGAGCAUGCAGGUUGUGUGUGAGCAUGCAGGUUGUGUGUGAGCAUGCAGGUUGUGUGUGAGCAUGCAGGUUGUGUGUGAGCAUGCAGGUUGUGUGUGAGCAUGAAGGUUGUGUGAGCAUGCAGGUUGUGUGUGAGCAUGCAGGUUGUGUGAGCAUGCAGGUUGUGUGAGCAUACAGGUUGUGUGUGAGCAUGCAGGUUGUGUGUGAACAUGCAGGUUGUGUGAACAUGCAGGUUGUGUGUGAGCAUACAGGUUGUGUGUGAGCAUACAGGUUGUGUGAGCAUGCAGGUUGUGUGUGAGCAUGCAGGUUGUUUGUGAGCAUGCAGGUUGUGUGUGAGCAUACAGGUUGUGUGAGCAUGCAGGUUGUGUGUGAGCAUGCAGGUUGUGUGUGAGCAUGCAGGUUGUGUGUGAACAUGCAGGUUGUGUGAACAUGCAGGUUGUGUGUGAGCAUACAGGUUGUGUGUGAGCAUACAGGUUGUGUGAGCAUGCAGGUUGUGUGUGAGCAUGCAGGUUGUUUGUGAGCAUGCAGGUUGUGUGUGAGCAUGCAGGUUGUGUGUGAGCAUACAGGUUGUGUGUGAGCAUACAGGUUGUGUGAGCAUGCAGGUUGUGUGAACAUACAGGUUGUGUGAGCAUACAGGUGUGUUCCAUGCCAGUCAGUCAGUGAGUAGUUGUGUUUGUCUCUCUCUCUCUCUCCAUCCAGGCCCCAUUCCGCCAGAGGAACCUGUGUUAAAUAGCAGUUCCAUGGAGAAGCCAUCCACUGAAACCAACCACAGAGACCCAGAACUACAGGGGACCCCAAAAGUGAUGUUUCAAGACCCUCCACCUCCUUCGCCCCAGCUACACCAGUCCCCAGCCCAGCUAACCCAGUCCCCAGCCCAGCUAACCCAGUCCCCAGCCCAGCUAACCCAGUCCCCAGCCCAGCAAACCCAGUCCCCAGCCCAGCAAACCCAGUCCCCAGCCCAGUUAACCCAGUCCCCAGCCCAGUUAACCCAGUCCCCAGCCCAGCUAACCCAGUCCCCAGCCCAGCUAACCCAGUCCCCAGCCCAGCAAACCCAGUCCCCAGCCCAGUUAACCCAGUCCCCAGCCCAGUUAACCCAGUCCCCAGCCCAGUUAACCCAGUCCCCAGGCCAGUUAACCCAGUCCCCAGCCCAGCUAACCCAGUCCCCAGCCCAGCUAACCCAGUCCCCAGCCCGGCUAACCAGGUCCUACUCCCAGUCUUCAGUCUUUCCUAGGUCCCAGAUACUGACAGAGGCCCACAACAUCAAUGCCGCUGUACUCAGCUCUGGGGUGCUCUGUCUGCCUGGUGAGUAGAGCAGCCCACAUCUCUGGAAACACACAAGCUUUUAUAUUUCAUUUCCAACAAGGCUUGUUUGAGGCGGUAAUGGGGAUUCCGUCUUGACGUGACUGGCUGUGUCACAACACUAGUAAAACACGUUUCCAUUGAUCUGAAACCACUUACUGCCGCAUACUACAUGACGUUGUCUGAAUUCAGUGAUUGUGUUUUUGAUUGAUAGACGUCUUGUUGGUGUGUUAUGUCUCAGGAACAAGAGAUAAAGGCGGUCGAGCCCUGGUGACCGUGACCACCAGGAACACCAUCUGGUUGGAUCCCAACUGUAACUCUGGAGAACUGGUCCGAAUCCUGACCUACUAUUGCACCGUACUCAGGUACUGUUACACCGUCACCGGGGUUACCGUCAGGAUAAUGUGGCGCCGGACAACGUGAACGGGAAGAUUUUAAUUUACCGGCCAUUUGAGGAAUCUACCGGCCCCCAUAUGCACCCACGGUGCUCAGAAUGACAGAAAUCACCUUUAGAUCAUUGGUCAUUCAUCUCAACAGAACAUGCAACUCCUGUAAUGAAGCAGACAGUAAAAAAUGAUUUUUUUUUCAAACAUUUGCCAAAAUGUUAAUUUUGCUGGAAAGCACCAUUCUAAACUGCGCACCUGAUGUGAGCGGUUCCAUAUGUGACAGAGAUGAAAAUCUCUGUUAGAAACUAAGGAAGAUGGGGGGGAAUCUAAAGAUGCAACAACUAGGAUGGGGUGGAUAAAAUGACUAGGAUUGUGAAUUUGGCUUCUGGACAACGAAAGAAAGUUGAUAUGAAAACCAAUAGAACAGGAGAGAAAUGCUGAUUUCAAAGGCAUAUGAGGAAGUCUUUAUAAAAUAAUUGCCUCCACGUUUCAACGGUGGGAUUUUGGCUAUUUAGUUCCCACUCAAUUAUGCAAAUGAAGCUGUAGACUGAUAAGCAUGAUGGGCAAAUGUAUUUCCACGUAUUAAUAAAAAAGCUAUAUUUUGCGAUGGGAUUCAUUUUUCUCCCGGUCAAUUUGGCCGGCAAUAAUUUUAAUUAUCGUCGUUUCAUUUUUUUUAUCGCGAAAAGCCAGAAAUUACAGGCUAACCGAAACCCUGACACACACAUAUACUCACUCACUCACUCACUCACUCACUCACACAGUCACUCACUCACUCACACAGUCACUCACUCACUCACACUAACACACACAGCAAUCAAUCCAAUCCAUCAAUUGUAAGGUACAGCAUCACACUCUGUGAGACGGCAGGUAGCUUAGUGGUUAAGGGCGUUGUGCCAGUAACCGAAGGUCGCUGGUUUCUAAUCCCCGAGGCCGGCAAUCAUUUGAAUUAUCGUCGUUUCAUUUUUUAAAUCGCGAAAAGCCAGAAAUUACAGGCUAACCGAAACCCUCACUCACACAGUCACACUAACACACACAGCAAUCAAUCCAAUCCAUCAAUUGUAAGGUACAGCAUCACACUCUGUGAGACGGCAGGUAGCUUAGUGGUUAAGGGCGUUGUGCCAGUAACCGAAAGGUCGCUGGUUCUAAUCCCCGAGCCGACUAGGUGAAAAAUCUGUCGAUGUGCCCUUGAGCAAGGCACUUAACCCUAAUUGUGGUAAGUCGCUCUGGAUAAGAGCGUCUGCUAAAAUGUAAAUGUGAGGGGUGUAGCCUACAACUCCUGAUGGGUUUUCUUUCUCCCUGGCACUAUGGUACUGAUAGCUUGAAGAGCGUUCUGUUGUGGGUCGAGUCUCUGUCUCUGAUGUCAUAUCCUGUGUGUUACAGGAAGGAGGUGCGUUCCCUAGGGUUGACAGUCCUGGUGGACUGCCGGAGGUGCUCCCCUGUCCCCGCUCUGUUCAAAGCCUUCAACCUACUACAGGUAAGACACAGUCAAACAUUAAACAGAAUUCACCCUGUGACUGGUCAUAGCGUUUUACAGAGCACAGCCCAACUGGCUGCCAAACAAACAAACAUGGUUUAAGACAUGAUGUUAACACAGCACGUCCUCCUGCUAUCAUUUACAAACAACCCUUCACCCUGAUCAGUAUCAGUAAGCUUGGAGAACAACCAGCACCAUCUCACUGGGAAGCUGGGAGAACAACCAGCAACAUCUCACUGGGAAAGCUGGGAGAACAACCAGCACCAUCUCACUGGGAAGCUGGGAGAACAACCAGCACCAUCUCACUGGGAAGCUGGGAGAACAACCAGCACCAUCUCACUGGGAAGCUGGGAGAACAACGAGCACCAUCUCACUGGGAAGCUGGGAAAACAACGAGCACCAUCUCACUGGGAAGCUGGGAGAACAACCAGCACCAUCUCACUGGGAAGCUGGGAAAACAACCAGCACCAUCUCACUGGGAUCUGGUCAGCCCUCCUAAUGUCCAGCCCGUUGAAGACAAGAUGUUCUUCUGGUGGACUGGUUCCAUGGCCUCUUUCAGAGUUAAAACCAUCUGCCUC
Coregonus sp. 'balchen' is the source of this 5074-nucleotide messenger RNA. NCBI's taxonomy places the organism in Eukaryota, Metazoa, Chordata, Actinopteri, Salmoniformes, Salmonidae. The record is from the annotation of a GenBank genome assembly.